UCAUAACCAUGGCUGAACAUUUCAUUUUGUUGUCGGUUUUGCUGUCCCUACUUGCAUCUUCGGUUUUGGGUCAGGUGUUUUGGAGCGUAAAUUGUGGGGAAUCGGAGAUCUACACCGAUGGUAACCUAAUGGUUUGGACGCCCGAUGAAACUUUAGUUUCUAAUGGGUUUGCUCGAGUAGUUCAGUCAAGUAACUCGAUAUCUACCGUGUUAGACUCUCUUAGAGUUUUCACUACCCGAAAAAAGAACUGCUAUUCUACCCUGGUUACAAAAGGCGAAAAAGUGUUAGUUCGAGCAAGUUUCAAUUAUGGAAACUAUGACCGAUUGUCAAGUCCUCCAACAUUUGAUCUCCACUUUGAUGGCAACUUUUGGACAACUGUCGAGACUACGAAUAGCGGGCUACAAAUGUACGAAGCCACUUAUGUUACAAAAGGAGACACCGUUAGCGUGUGUGUGGCUCAAACAAAGUCCGGUCAAUUCCCUUUUAUGUCCGCACUCGAAGUCCGUAGUGUUGACUCUGAUGUUUAUAGUGUACUCGAUGAGAAUCGGGCUUUGUUCUUGAUCAACAGGGUUUCUUAUGGUGCAGCUAGAACCUUAAGAUUUCCGCAAGAUCCUUAUGACCGAAUAUGGAUACCCGCCCUUGGGGGAACCAAGGCGGUUACCAACGAUGCAAUUUUCGUUGACCCGACCGGAACCAAUAAUCCCCCAUCGGGGAUUUUUGAUAACGCGAUUGUAGCAGACAGUACAGCCGAGAGUUUGCUUUUGGCAACAGUUUCCCCAUCGAAUACUCUCGUCUAUAUAACAACAUACUUCUCUGAAGUAAACAACCUGGACAUUACUGGUGAAUCGAGGUCAUUUAGGUUUUACGAGACGACAACUUCAUCAAGUAGUUCAAUAUCAGAUCCAAUUUCACCACCUUAUGGGAGUAUGUUCGAACGCCACCUUUAUAAUUACUCGGUCGAUUCCAUCACCAACAUAUCUUUAAUAGCUACCACUACUUCUGAUCUCCCUCCUCUCAUAAACGCCAUUGAGGGAUUCAAUAUUAGUGGACUUUUAACUGAUGGGACUGAUAGCAACGAUGUCGAGGCUUUAUAUUUGUUACAAAACACAUUCGACGUGUUGGGAGAAUGGAGCGGUGACCCGUGUCUUCCCGCACCAUACUCAUGGGACUGGCUCAAUUGCAGCAAUGAGACACCACCUCGCAUUACCUCAUUGUUUCUUGAUGGCUUCGAGCUUUCGGGCGAACUUCCGGACAUUAGUUCCAUGGAUGCGCUCCAGACAAUUGACUUGCACAAUAAUAGCUUGGAUGGAGAAAUUCCAAGUUUCUUUGGUACCAUGACUAAUCUCCAACAACUGAAUUUGGCAGAUAAUGACUUUAGUGGACCCAUACCCACUUCGUUAUCAAAGAACAACAAACUGAAAUUAACUGUCACUGGAAACCCUUCUGUGUGUACAUCCGGUAAGUCAUGUUCGACUUCUCCGGGGACUGUGAAUUCAUCUCCGGGGAGCACCACCUUAACUCGCAGAAAGAAAAAGAAAAGCAGCAUGUUACCAGUAGUACUCGGCAUUACCAUCCCGAUAUUCUUUCUCAUUUGGGUAGCUGUGGGUGUGUUCGUCAUUUUGCGAAAGAAAAAGAAACCAGUAUUCAAGGCCAUUAAUAUUAUGCCAGUUGCUUCAGGGUAUACAGCCGGCGGAGCAAAUGGGAAUCCAAGUGGCGGAGCAAAUGGGAAUUCCGAUGAGUUGCAUAAAAACAGUGAAGAAGUGAUGAAUGAUGGGACACUGGAACAUGGGGUGCAAACACCUAUGGGAUCGCCUUCACCGUUACUUGAUAAUUCUGGUCAAACUAGCGAUAUGUAUGGACACACAGGAGUACAUAACCACGAUGAAUCGUAGAUCUUAAUGUCUUUUUAUUUCUAUAAUGUGGAAAUAGCAUUAUUCUGCUUGUUUUGGUGGUGUGUAAAUAGGGCAUAUAUGUGUGUUGUGGGAUUAUGAGGUCGUUUGUGUUUGA
Messenger RNA from Lactuca virosa, 2007 nucleotides. The record is from the annotation of a GenBank genome assembly. NCBI's taxonomy places the organism in Eukaryota, Viridiplantae, Streptophyta, Magnoliopsida, Asterales, Asteraceae.